Molecule: messenger RNA, 2251 nt
Organism: Acanthochromis polyacanthus (spiny chromis)
Lineage: Eukaryota; Metazoa; Chordata; Actinopteri; Pomacentridae
Product: adhesion G-protein coupled receptor F1-like
Exons: 8
Coding region: 11-2251 (746 amino acids)
Biological process (GO): cell surface receptor signaling pathway; G protein-coupled receptor signaling pathway
Cellular component (GO): membrane
Molecular function (GO): G protein-coupled receptor activity
Source: RefSeq, a predicted model, not a curated record
AACAACACCAAUGAUGAACACAACACCAGUGAUCAACACAACACCAGUGAUUACAACACCAGCAACGACUACACCAACGACAACACCAAUGACAACAACAACAAUGGCAACACCAAUGACAACAACAACAAUAGCAACACCAAUAACGACAACACCGACGACAACAACAACGACAACGACAACACCGAUGACGACGACAACCCCAGUAACGACAACAGUGUCAGUGACAACAACAUCAGCAAACGUUCCAGUUCAAGAGGAAAAUUUGACCCUUACUAUAAACAUUGUUUUCGAUCCUGCAUACAGCGAUAUGAGCAGUCCAGUUUACCAAAGCAUUGAUAAUGCUAUUCAAACACAAUCCAAGGCACACAUCCCAAAUCUACGUUCAGCACAGAUAAUUGGCUUCAGUCCCUACAAGGUUGAGUUUCUGGGAAUUCCUUCUGCAGGUACAGAAUUUGUAUGUGAUGAUCGAAAAUUUGGUGUUGGAACUUUAGAUUUCAAGGCUGUAGCAGAGUGUGAAGACAACAAGGUGGGAGAAAGGACAGCAGUUUGUAUGGCGAAUGGUAAAUUUGAAGAUCAACAAGACAGCUGUGUUCUUCAGCCCGUCCAAGAUCUGCUCGAGCAGUCUGAGUUUUUGAACAACAAUUCACUGCCAGGAUUCUUGGACCACCUCAGCAACGUCACGAUCAACUUCACUACAGAAGUUACUGAAUCUCCUGCAUCCAUUACUGCCAUUGUUGGCAUCCUCAACAACAUAGCCAACACAUCUUCAUUAACAAAUAUCACAAUAAGUAGGACUACAAUGGAGGAUGUUCUGUUGACUGUGGGUGUUCUCACCACUGCAAGGAACUCAUGGGACAUUCUAAACGCCAACGACACCAGAAACAGCUCAUCAACAAGAAGGAACAGUCCCCCAGCUGAAAGUGUCAGCUCAAUAUUAUUGCAGUCUCUUGAGACGAUAACACGACGCCUUACCAAUGACACAUUCAACAUUGAGACGCCUUCCAUUCUGUUGAACAAAACUACCUUCAACAACACGUUUAAUGCUGACUUUAAUUCAUCAGUGGAGAUAAACAUAACAGAGCCUGAGGGAGGAAAUGCAUCAAUCACUGUGUUAACAUUUGCCUCAAUGGACAACGUACUUCCUGCAAGAAACGAAACCAACUCAUCUCUUAACAUUAUCAACGGCAGAGUUGUACUUGUUCAGUCAAAUACCAACAUCAGUAACAUUUCUUUCGUGUUUGACAUUAGAAACAACAGCUUGGUGGAUCCAAAGUGUGUUUUCUGGAACUUCAGCCUCUUUAAUGGUCUUGGAGGGUGGGACGAUGAGGGCUGCAUGUUGGGACCCAACAACGACAAUAAAACUGUCACCUGCAACUGCAAACACCUGACCUCGUUCUCCAUCCUGAUGUCUCCCUACAGUCGAGAUGACCCUGGAUUGGACUAUGUAACCUACAUUGGAGUUGGAAUAUCCAUGGCAUCCUUGGUCAUAUGUCUCAUCAUUGAAGCUGUCAUUUGGAGAAAAAUAAGGAAGAACAACACAUCCUACUUACGUCACGUCUCCAUUGUUAACAUCGCUGUAUCCCUCCUUACCGCAAAUAUUUGGUUUAUCAUUGGGGCAGCCAUUUCUGAUGCAGAGGAGAAAAACCCACCAGCUUGCUCUGCAGCUACCUUUUUUAUCCAUUUUUUCUACCUAGCCCUGUUCUUCUGGAUGCUAGCCUCAGCUUUGCUGUUGCUCUACCGUGCAGUCAGUGUAUUUGAAGGGGGGUUGUCUAAAAGAUCCAUGUUGGCUAUUGGAUUCUGUCUAGGCUAUGGGGCACCUCUCAUCAUUGCAACCAUAACCAUAGCUGUAACUGCACCCGAAGGAACAUACAUUCGAGAUUCUGGGGUCUGCUGGCUCAACUGGGAACCGUCCAGGGCUCUACUAGCAUUUGUGAUCCCUGCACUGUUAAUAGUGGUGAUAAACUUCAUGAUCCUGCUUGUGGUGAUGUACAAAAUUUUGAGGAGAAGGGUCGCAGGGGACGCUACACAAGCAGGUGAGAAGCAUGCUCUUGUGGUCAUUGCCAGGAGUUUGGCUGUGCUCACACCAUUUUUUGGAUUAACUUGGAGUCUGGGAGUCGGAACUGUGGUUGCCCCAAACAAUACUGCAAUCCAUUAUUCAUUUGCAUUCUUCAACUCACUGCAGGGUUUCUUCAUAUUGGUGUUUGGAACACUUUUGGACAAAAAGGUACAUGGCGGGUUUAUCUGUUAA